AUGUCACUCAGUCUGCAAAAGAAGUUGAACGACAUGAACGAGAUCUCCCCGCUGAUUUUGGGCGGGGCAGUGUUCAACGUUCAGUACAAUGACGACCCAGCAAAGAUGCCGAUCUGCGACUUGCUAGAGACAAGCUUCAAGCUGGGCAUCAACGCCAUUGACACUUCACCAUACUACGGACCUUCUGAAGAGCUUCUGGGUGAUGCGCUGGCCAGGUUGACUGCUGACGGGAAAAUCGUGCGGGAGAACUACUACCUGUGCACGAAGGUGGGCCGGAUCCGGUUGGACGAGUUCGACUACUCGCCCGAAUGGGUGGAGAAGUCUGUCCGCCGCUCGCUGCAGCGGUUCCAGACAGACUACCUUGACGUGGUGUUCUUGCACGACGUCGAGUUUACGACUCUCGAGGAGACUCUCGGCGCCUUGGCGACGCUCAUGAAGCUGAAGGCUGAGGGCCUCAUCAGAUGGGUCGGGGUUUCGGGUUACCCAGUCGACUACCUCUACACGGUCGCCAAGACGGUGAAAGACGACCCGGAAAUCGGCAAGCUUGACCUUGUCAUGAGCUACUGCAACAUGUGUCUGCAGAACACUACGCUCGACACGUACUACGGGCGGUUCCUCGCCGAUACGGGCGUGAAGCUCGUCAACAACGCCUCCAUCCUCUCCAUGUCUUUACUCAGAUACCAAGAGACAAGGUCGUUCCACCCAGGGAGCCAGGCGCUCAAAGACAGGUGCAACGAGUUGGCCAUGGUGUUGAAGGAGAAACACAACGUCGACCUAGCGGAUCUCGCUACACGGUAUGCCAUCGGAGCAUGGCUUCCGAAGAAGGGUAAAACCGUGCUCGGUGUCUCCAGCAUCCCGGAGUUGAUGGCUGCAUGGAACCAGUACCAGAUUGUUAAAAGUGGGGCGUCCGCAGAGGACGAUGCAUGGCUUUUUACCUUUAGUCAGUCCUUCCUGGGCGAGCAUUUCAACGAAGUUUGGGACAGCGGUAUCAAACACAGUUAG
This is a messenger RNA of Pichia membranifaciens NRRL Y-2026, 1002 nucleotides long. RefSeq lists its product as hypothetical. Bases 1 to 1002 code for a protein of 333 amino acids. Gene Ontology annotation, biological process: dehydro-D-arabinono-1,4-lactone biosynthetic process. Gene Ontology annotation, molecular function: D-arabinose 1-dehydrogenase [NAD(P)+] activity. Gene Ontology annotation, cellular component: cytosol. The record is from RefSeq and is a predicted model, not a curated record. Lineage: Eukaryota; Fungi; Ascomycota; Pichiomycetes; Pichiales; Pichiaceae. The transcript has a single exon.